Molecule: messenger RNA, 1399 nt
Organism: Paramecium pentaurelia
Lineage: Eukaryota; Ciliophora; Oligohymenophorea; Peniculida; Parameciidae
Source: the annotation of a GenBank genome assembly
AUGUUAUAUAUCUUCUUAUUCUCAUUUUGUCUUGCAGAAUAAUAGUUCAACUAAUAAUGGAAUUAUACUACAUCUGAAAACAUUUUUACACUAAAUAUUACUCUCAACAUAACUCUAAUAGAUAAUGAAAAGCAUUUACGUUUAUAUUUAUUGCCAUAAUCUAAUACCACAAAGUCAUUACUCAUUAUAUGUAAUUCUAAGCCAAAUAUUACUUUGCUUAAUAUUCAUUCAAUUAAAACGUAUUAUAACAAAUAAUAGAUAGAUUAGGAUGUAUUUAUGAUAUCAAUUCAUAUUAUCAAAAUUAAACACAAGUCAUUACAUUUGAUAAUAAUCCUGCAUCUAAAGAAAUUAGUGAAUUAUUUGUCAUCUAUUACCUCUUCUCAAGUAAUCCAUAUAUAGGAAUAAUUUCAUAAGGAGAUGAAAGUAGUUUUAUUCUUGAAUUAAUAUAAAUGCGAAAGAAUUAAUGUGCUAAGUAUGAAAAAUGUAUUUAAUUUAGAAACUGUUAAAACAAUGGAAAAUGUUUAAAUGGAUUUUGUGAAUGUCCAUUUUCUUAUUUAGGUAGUGAUUGCAGUAUUUAGAUUAAAGACAUUGAGAAUUAAAUAUCUUUGGAACCAAGAUAAUAAUACUUUUUUAAUAUUAAAUCAUUCAAUACAUCUAAAUUUGAAAGAUAGUUAGAAACCUUUGUUGAUAUUAAAUAUACAUGUUAACAUCAAUAUUAGAUGUAAUUUUAAGGAGUCUAAAUAACAACAAACUUAAUUAAUUUUAAUUAAACCUUUAUACAAUCAUGUUUAAUGAAAACUAUUGAAAUAUAAGAAUAACUUCCUAUAAAAUUAUAUUCAUAUAUUAUUUUUGAAUAAACCUCACCAAAUAUAAUAAGAAUAACAACCCAAGAGAAUCAUUUUAUUUUCUAAAAUCUAAUUGUAGCCUUCAUUGCUUUACUUAUAUUAGCUUUAUUAAGUAUGCUUUACAUAUUUUAUCAUCAUAAAAAUCCAAAAGACUUAAAAGCUUUAAGAAUUGUCCCUAUUAUUAAAUUUUCUUUAGCUCUUGAAUAAGUAGAAUAAUCAGAUAUCGAGUGUGCAUUAUGUAUGAAAGAGCUCUAACAAAAUUAGUCUGUCAGAAUAACAUAUUGCAAUCAUCUCUACCAUGAUUUUUGUUUUAAAAUGUGGUGGACAAAUAAUAAAGUAAAAUUAUAGGUUAGAAUGUGUAGAGCUGCCCUCGUUGCAGAUCUCCUUUAGAUUUAGAGACAAUGAGAAAAAAUUAGAAAACAGAUAUUUUAUAAUAAUCAACUUUCUCUAAUCUUUAGAGUAAUAGAAAAAAAAAUUUAGUUACAUUUGUUGAUACUGGUUCAACAAUUAGACAUAUGCCUAUCUAGUAAAAAUUAGAACUGUAAAUUAAAUGA